Molecule: messenger RNA, 2631 nt
Organism: Coccomyxa subellipsoidea C-169
Lineage: Eukaryota; Viridiplantae; Chlorophyta; Trebouxiophyceae; Coccomyxaceae
Exons: 12
Coding region: 1-2631 (876 amino acids)
Source: RefSeq, a predicted model, not a curated record
AUGGCCACCGAGAAACCAAAGGUGAUGGCCGUGCCAAGCGGCCGCGGCAGCCUCUCUGGCCGGCUGUCAAUCAGCAGAAACAAUCCAAACUCAGCGCCUAGUCAGGCAGCUUCAAAGGUGCUGUCUGACAGCGAUGAUGAGAGGGCCACCGCAGAAGUAUUCCCAGAGAGAGCAGGGAUGCAGCCCCAGAACAUGUCUAUGCAAUCAGGCGCUCAGGAGAUGGCGGCAGGCGGCAGGGAAUAUCUGACGGCUCCCUACACGCAGCAGGAUCUUGAGAUUCCUGAGCAGACGCAGCCGGAUGGGGCGUUCUCUCUGCUGCCGGGGCCGCGCGCGAGCUUUGCGGCUGCGCGACGAGCCAGUGCGCCGGUGAAUGCGCUGCCGCACAUCCCCGAGGAGCCGCCGGUUCAGCAAGUCUCUGGCGCAACCCCUGGCGUGCUAUUUGCUAAGAGGCGGAGCUCGGCACACCCCUUGCUCAGCGGCAGUGGACGCAGCAGUGUUUCCUUGCAGAUGCAGCCCAACACCCCGCAGCGGCAGCACGAGCAUUCCCGGCGUAGCUCCCUGGCACCAGCAACCACCGAUUACCCCCAACCGCUGCCAGAGCAGCCCUUCAGUGAUGCAGCGCCGCCAGAGCCAGACAGCUUUGACCCUGCGGCCUUCUCAGCUGCAUACGGCAUUCAGGAAGAGAAUAGGGAUAAUGAGGGGCUAUUGAGGCGCGCGGAUGACUCAUUCUCCUUCUCCACGGACGCGCCCCAUCAGCAGCAGGAACCUGCCCACCUCCCCGAAGCGCUGCCCGGCCUGGGCAACUUUGCCCGGACGAGGGUCAGCACACUCAGCGAGGGUGAAAGGAGCGGCCGAUCACGCGGCAAAUCAGAGCCCGCUUCCGCGCCUACAGCCGUCACAGCUGGCUCGAAGCAGGCAGCCACUGAACAAAGACAGCCACCCACCAAGCAGAAACUCGCCAGGGGCCUCAGUGCUGAGCCCGUUGAAACCCAGCCAAGCAGAAGGGGCUCCCACUUGAGCAGCGUUGUGACUAACGUGGAGAGUGUGCACGAGCAAGAGGGGCUGACCCCGGUCCCAUACCCGCCAACUGCAUUGCAAGUGCCAUAUGGUGGUGACAGCAAGAGCUGGCAGCCCACUCAGGGUCUGUCGCUGCAGCAAGAACAGCCCAUUGCGCAGCAGAAUUUCAUGUGGAGCUCCCCUCCCGUGAGAGCCAGCGCAUCCGCAGAGAUGGAGGACCUGAGCAGCGUGCGGGCCACCGGCUCCCUGGCAUGGAGCAGCCUCGGCAUCUUGCGUGCAGGCAGUGUUCCCAUGCGCGCGACGGGGAACUCCCUGGCAUGGACCAGCAGGAGUGUGCCAGCUGGCACGACAGCCGGACCAAUUUUGAAUGCAAAAUUUGCGAAUACCGCACAGGAGACACGGUGGAAGAAUGAGAGUCCUGCGGCGCGGGAUGAAGGCCGGAUGACUGAUGCGCCCGGUGAUCAGGAGGUGUUCAAGGUGUAUGAUAACCAAGUGGCAGCCAGCACGGAAGCUGCCGAGCAGCUGCUGCAAUCUGCUACCCAGCAAACCGCCGAGGCAUCGAUGACUUCAGCGUUUGCCGGCCUGGCGACAGACGUGCAGCAGCUCGACGCCAAGUUUGGCGCCUGGUCACAGCGCAGCGAGGACGUGUGCAUGGGGAUCCAGUGCGAGCUGAUUCAGCUGCGCCGAGGCACCGCCGAUGACAUCAGCGCCAUCGGCGCCCGCCUGGAGCUCCUUGAAGCUCGCAAGAUUGCACCCCCUCCUCAGCAGCAGCCACAACAGACUCCAGCUGAAAAUGGAUCAGGCUGGGAUCAGCAAUUCACUAUGGACAUUAUCGAGCGGCUGGAUGCUCUGGAGGUCCGUGUGGCGUCACAGCUGGACCAGCUGACAUCAGCGCAUGAGGAGCGCAUCAGCGCCAUAAAGGGCAAUCUGCAUGCUUCGGUGGCAGAGGCUGCGGCGGUGGCCUGCUCGCGGCCUGGCAGCCCGUUAAAAGCCUCGGCUGGGACGGCAACUGCUGAGAUACCCGGCUCCAGGCUGGAGCUGCCUGUGAAGGGCACCUGCUUUGAAGACCCUACCACACAAUUCGAAGCAGCUCCUUCAGACGCCCACCAGAAAAAAGAUCCAGGGACAGCCCAGAAAGCUCACGACCUGGGAUUCCAAGAUCUGGCCAAGAGAGUGGCUCAGCUGGAGGCGAGCCACACAGUCUUCAUGGCUGCCGACCGGAGCAAGGCAAAGCUGGCAGUGACGGAUGCGGUGGCGGCGGCUGCGCUGGACAAGCGGCUGUGCACGAUGGAGGAACAGCUGCACAGCGCGCACGGUGAAGCCGCCGAUGCAAACGGCUGCGCGCGGGGGGCCCAACAGCGCAUAGCGGCCGCUGAAUGGCGCAUCGAAAAGGUGGCGACGGCGUGUGCUGCGACGGUGAAGGCGCUGACUGCGCGGCAGGAGCGGCUGGCCAACUCCCUGUCACUGGUGAAGGGCACAGCCUCCCUGGCCGACGCGAAAUGCGCGGCGCUGGGCGCAGAGAUUGCGAAACUGUACCGUGACAGCGGCCUCAAGAGAGCAGCACACUCUGGCUCCAGUGGCAAGAAGGUGCCGCGCAUGCCCUUGGCAGGGUAA